Messenger RNA from Hydra vulgaris (swiftwater hydra), 1017 nucleotides. RefSeq lists its product as uncharacterized. Lineage: Eukaryota; Metazoa; Cnidaria; Hydrozoa; Anthoathecata; Hydridae. The record is from RefSeq and is a predicted model, not a curated record. Gene Ontology annotation, biological process: L-arabinose metabolic process. Gene Ontology annotation, molecular function: alpha-L-arabinofuranosidase activity.
AUUAUCAAAAAGUUUUUCACUUAUAGAGUAAAACUAUUUGAUAGACUCGAUAAAUAAUUGGAUUGAAAAAAAAAAUGGGCAAACUAAUUUUUCUUUUGAUUGCAAGUUAUGUUUAUUUAUUUGUAGAAGCAAAUAUUGGAGAAAUUUAUUCAUUUGAAUCCAAUAACUACCCACAAUACCGCAUUGGAGUGAGAAGUGAUGCAACUGUUGGAAUUGCUUUAUACAGCGCUGAGGAAUAUCGCAUCGUUAGAGCAUUAAACGGACGAAGCGACUCAGUAUCUUUUCAAUCAGUUAAAGAAAGCAACAAGUACCUACGUCAUCAGGAUUUUAUUCUGAAGUUACAUCAGGUGGAUCUUUACUCCGACCUUUUCAAAAAUGAUGCAUCUUUCAUCAUUCGCCCUAAUAAGUAUUAUCCUGGCUAUAUUUCACUUGAGUCCACAAACUACCCGGGGUAUUUUCUUAGACAUCAAGGCUUUACAGUGAAGCUACAAAAAGAACAACCUCAAGAAGAACUUUACAGAAGAGAUGCAAGUUUUAGGCUUGUACAGCUAGGAAUUUCAUAUAUUGGACAACAAUAUUUACUUCAAUCCAAUAACUAUCUGCGAUAUCGAAUUGGAGUUCGAAGCGAUGAUACAGCAGCAAUUAUUUUAAAUUCCUUGGAUCAAUAUCGCGUUGUUAAAGCACUUAACGGGCGAGAAGACUCUGUUUCUCUUCAGUCGGUAAUUAAUGGUCUUAAGUACCUACGUCACCAAAAUUUUAUUCUUAAGCUUAACCAAGUAGAUCUUUAUUCAGAGCUUUUUAAAAAUGAUGCUUCUUUUAUUAUGCGUAAAAAUUAUUACUACCCAAACUACGUUUCUUUUGAGUCCACAAAUUAUCCUGGAUAUUUUCUGCGACAUCAAGACUUCACUAUAAAAUUACAGCAGGAACAACCGUUUGAUGAGCUUUUCAAAAAAGAUGCUAGCUUUUCGCUUUUAUCAAUUAGUUCAAUUUUAAUGGAAUUAUAUUGAUUAGAAUUUG